UCUGCCGUCCUCUGCCGCUGGGUCGCUGAUGAUGCCGAGCGGAGCGGGGCGCUUGUACGUUUCGAUGUGCGGCUACAACCGCAGUUCCCAAGAUUGAAGUCGGAUGAAACGGGAGACGAGGCUGAAAUAUGAUGAUGGAUCGUCCGAGCCGUUUCUCAUCGCUCGGACAGCUGUAACGUCGGCGGACACACGGGUGGAUUCAUCAAAGGGUCGACGUUCAGGGCUUCACUUUGUUUGACAUUCAACCACAGACAGAAUGAUCGAGGAAGGCAGUAAACGAGGGAAGGCCAUGGUGGAGAAGAGACAGCUCUUCAUGGAAAUGAGAGCCCAAAAUUUUGAUGUAAUCAGACUGUCGACUUACAGGACUGCCUGCAAACUCCGGUUUGUGCAAAAGAGAUGCAACCUUCAUCUGGUGGAUGUCUGGAACAUGAUCGAAGCCUUUCGUGACAACGGGCUCAACACGUUGGACCACAACGCUGAGAUCAACGUGUCACGGCUGGAGACUAUUCUGUCUUCCAUCUACUACCAGCUCAACAAGCGGCUGCCCACCACCCACCAGAUCAAUGUGGAGCAGUCCAUCGGGCUGCUGCUCAACUUCAUGGUGGCCACCUACGACAGUGAAAGCCAUGGGAAACUGACAGUUUUCUCAAUGAAAGCCAUGCUGUCAACAAUGUGUGGAGGGAAAAUUGUAGACAAACUACGCUAUAUUUUCUCACAGAUCUCCGACUCAAGUGGAGUCAUGAUGUUUGCAAAGUUUGAUCAGUUUCUCCGGGAGGUGCUCAAACUCCCUACGGCUGUGUUCGAGGGCCCUUCUUUUGGGUACACGGAGCACUCGGUGCGGACGUGCUUCCCUCAGCAGAAGAAGAUUAUGCUGAACACGUUUUUGGAUGUGUUGAUGGCAGAUCCUCCCCCUCAAUGCCUCGUAUGGCUACCGCUCAUGCACCGACUUGCUAAUGUUGAAAAUGUCUUCCAUCCGGUGGAAUGUUCAUAUUGCCGGAGCGAGAGCAUGAUGGGUUUCCGGUAUCGGUGCCAACAGUGCCAUGGCUACCAGCUCUGCCAAAGCUGCUUCUGGCGUGGUCAUGCCAAUGGUCCCCAUAGCAACCAGCACCAAAUGAAGGAGCACUCAUCCUGGAAGUCUCCGGCCAAAAAGCUGAGCCAUGCAAUCAGUAAAUCUCUGGGCUGCGUCCCCAUCGGAGAGCCGCCUCAUCCUGUGUUCCCCGAGCAGGCUGAGAGACCACAGGAACUCACCCAUACUGUUCAGCCGAAACCAGUGGCCAACAACAUGAACGACACAAUGCUCAUGUCCUCUGGGGCGCCUACUCCUACCAAAAGUGUCUUGGAGAGUCCCAGCCGGCUAGAUGAAGAGCACCGCCUCAUCGCUCGCUACGCUGCACGCCUGGCAGCCGAGGCGGGCAACUCCACACAACAAUGUCCUCCAACAGAUCUGGGUUUCAACUUUGACGCCAAUAAGCAACAGAGGCAGCUGAUUGCAGAGCUGGAGAACAAAAACAGGGAGAUCCUCCAGGAGAUCCAGCGGCUGCGUUUAGAGCACGAGCAGGCCUCCCAGCCGACCCCAGAAAAAGCCCAGCAGAACCCCACGCUCCUGACUGAACUGCGGCUCCUCAGACACAGGAAGGACGAGCUGGAGAGGCGCAUGUCGGCCCUGCAGGAGAGCAGACGGGAGCUGAUGGUGCAGCUGGAGGGACUCAUGAGGCUGCUAAAGGAUGAGGAGCAGAAGCAGGCUUCCCAGACUGGAAGCUCCCCUCAUUCUUCCCCCAGUCACGGUGCAGGCUGCUCCAUGCCCAUGCCCAUACGCUCCACCUCGGCUGGGUCUACCCCAACUCACACACCGCAGGACUGCCUCGCGGGGGUAGGAGGGGACGUGCUUGAGGCCUUUGCUCAGGGUGUACCUAGAAAUCUUCGGAAUGAUCUAUUAGUUGCUGCUGACUCAAUCACAAACACCAUGUCGUCACUGGUGAAAGAGCUCCACUCAGUUGAUGACGGGGGAGUGGACGAGGAGACCAACAUGAGGAACGGUGGGGACAGAGCUGAAGCAGAAUGAACAUCAAAAAGCACAUUGAGAGUACAGAAGCACUGAGGACAAGCAACAAAACCAUUCCACCCUGUAAGGACAUACAGUCAUCAACUGGGAAGAAUCAGUAACAACAAACAACAACAACAACAACCCCUGGCAUUAGCACGUAGAGUAAUGCAUGCUGUAAUCUAACAGGAUUUCACUAUGUGAAAAAAACUUCACACCUUGCAGGUAGCAAGAUGUGUCUAAUUAGCGAGUGUGUAUGUUGUCCUGUAAACAAAAACUGCUGUAAUUACCCAAUGAUUUCCCUCAUGACUGCUAAGGAAUGGCUUGCUGUGCUUUCUCCCCCAACUGUUCCAUAGCAGCAGAUCAUUCUGUAUAUAAAAUACUGUAAACACAUGACCACGGGAACGCCCCAACAUGAAGGUGACAACAUGUUCCCUUGUUGUUGCUUUUGUAUAAUUAGCGCUAGUAUUUUCUUUUUUUGGGUUUGUUUUGUUUUCUUUUCUUUUAUUAUUUUUGCAUGAAGUUGCACUCAUGUCUAGAUUUAGGUACUGUACCAUGCUAUGCCAGCUCUCUGUGGAAUUAUGAUGACAGCUGGGGUGUCAGAAGUGUCUUGCCUCAGAAUUCACGCUGAGUGUGUUUACUUGCACAUCCAUAUUCUGAAGUUGGUUUAAAAAAUUCUGGAUAGUCUCCAGUUUCAGCUAAAAUAAUAGUUUGACAUUUUGGGAAAUACUACUUGCUAAAAGUUAAAUAAGAUCGACACUUUUCUCAUAUUUGUGCAUCAAAUAUGAAACUGGAGCCAGGAGCCGGCUACCUUAGCUUAGCAUUAAGACUGUAAAAAGGGAAGCAGCUAGCCUGGCUUUUUUCAUUCCCUUUAUACAGUAUGUAAGGAAUCAUGUUUAAUGUUAAACCUAAAUGUUAGCAUUUGAUGUGUUGUACCGGAGUUAGCUUUAAGCUAAUUUUUAUGUACACAUUUUCAAUGUUUUUUUAUGGAUGGAAAAAUAUAUAAAGUAGUAAUCCAACAUCUUAUGAAAUGGGCUUAUUCACCUCUUAGUGAGAGUUAGCUGAUAUCUCUGCGCUAAAUAUGAAGCUUCCACCAGCAGUCAUUUAGCUUAGCUUAGCACAGAGACUGAGAACAGAGCUAGCUUUGCUCUGUCCAGCUUACCAGCACAUCUAAAGCUCACUGAUCAACAUUUUAUAACUUGGUUGUUUAAUAUGGUUGGUGAAUUUAGAAACAACAAGUUGUAGUCUAUAGGAUGUUAGAUGCUGGACUAUUUCUUGGCCAAACACAGUCACUUCCUGAAGUCUUGCUCUUAAAAUGAGGAUUAAAGGCAAAACCACAACUUGUCGUUUUUACGCUUUGCCUUAUAAAGAUUUAACAAGGGAGAUGUUGCCAGGCUAGCUGUUUCCUCAUUUCCAGCAGACCGCUAGGAACAGCGCCAGAGUUAAAGCCAAUUUGACAUAGUGGCCAAACCAUUUAACUAAAACGUCCGUGUCCGUCACAUGAUGCCCUGGGGCCUAAAAGUACUUUUUCCCACAGAUUUCAAUUGUGAAAGAGACGCCUGAGCAUCACAAAUCCUGUAAAAUGACUUAGUCUAGUGUUGUUUUGUAAGUCUAUAAGAGCCACAUGAUUAAAUAAUUUUAUCCUCAUUCAAGUAAGCAGAGGGCUAAACAGGAAGUUAGUUGCUCAGCCGGCAGAAGUCUCUGGUGCUCUUGCUGUAUAGGCCCAACAAUGUGGAAGAUCUAAUAAAAAGUCAAACAUUUUUGGCUUUGUGCGCCACUGAGCAACUUUCAUAAGAGUAAAUAAGGCCCUGCCUACAACACAGUGCCCAGUUCUCUUUAUGCAUCUAUGGUUUCCAGUGUUUGUGCUAAGCUAAGCUAACCACAUGUUGGCUGUAACCUUAUAUUUACUCACAGACAUGAGAUUAGUAUUGAUCUACUUGUCUAACUCCUAGCAUGAUAGCAAAUAAUCUUUUCACAAUAUGUUGAACUAUUCUUUUAAUCAUAAAAAAAAAAACAUUAGUUGCAGCUCUCGUCAGGAGUCAGUUGUCCCAUGGUAAUAUUCUUUCUAAGAACGUAAGCAGGACUAUAUCUUAUUACAGUAUACAGAGGCACAUAAACAACUUGUCCUCUUUCAGGUCGUAAAAAGAAAUAAUAGCUUGUAUCCAGAAUACAGUGUGCAUGUAAACACACUCGCUGAGUCACAUACUGCUGCUACUGCGCUCUCAGUGAGCCACCCUUGCAAAUAAGAGGGCUGUGCAAAUAAUAGAAACUGAGGAGGCCACUACAAACACAAUGAGCCGAGUCUUGUUGUUCCCUCCCCAUUAAAACUUAACUGAACACACCUGACUAGCUGGCAGCCUCAGUAUUUACAGUGUAGGGAAGCACCUCAGGAUGUUUAAAUAGUAACGAAUUAGGCAGAGUUUUAGUUACUAAAUGACCACUCUACAGUAUGUGAGGAUGUAAGGUCUUAGUAAGCAAGUAGGAAAUGCUUUGAUAGCUUUAUUUACUUAAUAAAGGAAUACUGAAAAUGUUUAUGUGCAAUGAAGGUAGGUGCUCAGGGACUGCAGAGCUACUCCAGUUACAAAAUGGUCGUAAUGUCCUUUAACCUCUAGACGUCACUGGCCACAGACUGAAAGGUUAAAGGUCAAUGAUGAUUCAAAAUGGAGGGUUUCAUUCCAAACUUGCUUGUGAUCCCUGUCGAAGAUUUAGUUGAAAGUAGUUAAAGGUAUACUAUGCAGGAAUUGUCGAUUACUGUUCGUAAACACAACAUUAAAACUCCUUCCUACACUGCUUGUACGUCCAAUGCAAGCUACGAUUGUUGGAAUGUUACAUCUGUAAUGGGAAAACCAAUACUUUGGCAAGCUAACUAAACUAACCGUCAGCACCUACCUAUCCAACAGAAAACAAUGAUCUACUGGUUAAUGCUACACUUCAGUUUACUGCACUAUGCACCACCUGGGUCUGACAAACGUUAGCUAGUGGUGCCACUUAUUUGGCGGUUACUGUGUGUAACACUGUCCUGACUCAACAGUGUUGCAGUGGAAAUAAUGUAAUUAAAAUUGAGCGGGUGACACUAGCUAACUCCCACAGGGUUUUGCGCACAUGGGAGAAGUUUUCCUUGUGUAGGCCCUUUACAAGAAAGCCCUUUCUGACAGAAAUCUAUUCAUUUUAACCCAAACCACAACUUCUUUCCUAACCUUAACCAUGAGAACUCUUUCUGGAAGAAAACCCUUGAGGAACAUUUCUCCUAACUGCGGGUUUUGUGUAGUGCAGAGUGGUUAAGGCUAAUGUUAGUUAACCAGACAAGACCAGAUGGUGGUUGGUGGGGGGCACUGUGUCUGCAUGUUAACAUGGCCAGCCAGCUAUUUUUCAGCAAAGCCGACAGAAAUUAAAGGCAAGGCUCUACUGCCCCAAAAAUGAAAUGGGUAGUUAGCGAUUAAUGGGUGUCUGGCUAUAGAAAGUAAAAUUAACCAAAACAGACAUCCCUAAAGGGAUUAUUUUAGACUAAGUCUUUUUUUUUUUUCUUUAAGAAAAUCCUGUAUAGUAUACCUUUAACUUUACUCUCACCAGUCUCAUUUUGGAAUGAAACUCUUUAGAUAUAUAUAGGAAAACAACAGUAAGUGAUUAAAUGCCGGGUCAAGAAAGUAGAUAAUUAGAAGGAGAGAAGUUUUUAUAAAGUGCUAUUUGGUGAAGCAUGUUGUUGGAUAUAGUUUGUCUGUGUGUAAAUUUGUGUCUUUCACGGCAAAGCAAAGCGAUCUGUUUGUUACUAAGGUAGCUGUCAACCAGUGAGGAUGUUCAUUUUGAUCAGGUCCAAGUUACCUUUACAUUUUUUGUUUUCUGGUUCAAUGUUUUUGUCCUUCAGGGUAGCCAAAAAUUCUCAAAAAAGAGCAAUGUUUGGUUUUUAGAAAAUGCAAUGUAAUAAAGGUCUGGGAGCAGUUUUAUUGGAGUAACAUUUAUGGGUAAAAAUCUGAGUGAAUCAAAUUAAAAAGCAUGAGGUUUUUGUUGUGAGAUCUGUACAGUAAGCCUAUCCUAUAAGCUAAAGUAUAAGGUUUCAACAGCCUGUUACACUGUGUCAGGAGAAACAACAAAAAGAGGCUUCUCUGUUGUUGACAUUUUAAAUGUGAUGUUUUUAUUCAGUUCUCUGUUCUGCUCUAUGUUAUCAUUAUUGUUUAGUAUUAGUGGAGUAUAGUCAAUGUAAUGAGUUUGUCAAAAUUGAGAUUCACGUGCACACUCACGCUUGCAUAGUCGCCCAAGUAUAAAUUUAUACGAAGAAAGUAGAAAAAUUGAAGCACAGUAAUUUAAAUUCUGUGACCAAUGCUGUCAAAAAGCUCAGCAGAAAAGGUCCAGAAAUUAUUAAAAAGCAGAGAUAAAAUUUUAAAGAAUUACUGUCAUCCCCUUCAUUCUGUCUAUGCAUUUGAAUUUAAGUUAUUUUCUGUCAUUUUUUUUCAGUUUGUGCCUGUAGCUGUUCUGUAAAGUGCUGUAUAAAGUAACCAUUCAGCAAAUACGAUGAUCUAUCAGCCUUUAUGUCUGUGACUUUGUAGAGAUUUUAUUUAUUUAUUUAAUGUGUUCUGGGGGAAACUCAUGCUCAGCCUUUACAUUUGUGCCAAACUGUUUGCAGACAUUGUGUGUCAUACAAAUUACAGGUAUAUCAAAGUAUAUCUGCAUUAGUAUGUUGUUGUUGCCCAUAGUUUAUUCAUAGAAUGCCUGGAGAUGUUCACAGUUAAUGGUUUCCACUGCUGGAAAUUAACAUUUAAUAGUUAACAAAGACACAACACAUUCCAAAUCUACUGAUAGACUCCCUGAUGUCAUUAUAGCCAAUGUGGAGGCAAUACCAUAUACCCCAUCAGACUAACUGUGGGUAACACCAAUAAAACACGGCCGGUCAUACAGAGGUGCAUACAUUGUGAUCCUUUUUUUGUUUGCAGAGAGACAAUGUGCAAAGAGGACGCUCCCCUGUUGUUAUUUAUCUAUGUCUGUGUUCUGUAUGGUUAUGCUUCUGGUACACAUUUGUUUCUCAUGUUGAUUUUACAAAACAUAGUUUUAUGUCACAAAGUCACUGUCUUUUGUAAAUAAAUCAAAUGUGAGAUAUAUUAAAAAAGAUUUAAAAUAUGG
Molecule: messenger RNA, 7153 nt
Organism: Epinephelus lanceolatus (giant grouper)
Lineage: Eukaryota; Metazoa; Chordata; Actinopteri; Perciformes; Serranidae
Gene: dtnbb
Product: dystrobrevin, beta b
Biological process (GO): synaptic signaling
Cellular component (GO): synapse; plasma membrane
Molecular function (GO): zinc ion binding
Source: RefSeq, a predicted model, not a curated record